Molecule: messenger RNA, 2660 nt
Organism: Aspergillus japonicus CBS 114.51
Lineage: Eukaryota; Fungi; Ascomycota; Eurotiomycetes; Eurotiales; Aspergillaceae
Product: Nucleotidyltransferase
Exons: 1
Coding region: 168-2393 (741 amino acids)
Biological process (GO): double-strand break repair via nonhomologous end joining
Cellular component (GO): nucleus
Molecular function (GO): DNA-directed DNA polymerase activity; DNA binding
Source: RefSeq, a predicted model, not a curated record
UGUACAUUUUUGGGUUGAAGAUGGAGUAACACGAAUAUUCCCGAUUUAUCUAUACAUAUCUGUUUAGUACAUUCUGUCGAUACCCAGCAUGUGGGAUAUUCUCGGAGCCAUGUAACUUGCACUAUAUAAGACCAUGACAUAACCACCGCUGUGCAUACAUAUCCAGCAUGUCCGAGACAGACUCUGGCUCAGAACACGACGACCCCGACCCCUCGACACCCGACUUCUCAGCCUGUCCACCAAUCUUUGUCCUGCAGACACAUCUCACCAUCGAGGCCCUGCACGCCAUCGAGGAGGAGCUCGUCCGCCGCAACGCACGGCUGACCUACGACAUCGACGAGGCCGCGCUCAUCCUCGGCAAGCUCAGCCAAGCCAAGCGCGCAGCGCUGGAACUGCGCACGCUGGGCGUGUGGACUGAGCCCACCCAAGCGUCCGACGAGCCCCCGCCGGCCAAACGCCGCCGAGGCAAUGGCCAUGCUCUUGGUGCAGAAGCGGAGGUCAUCGACCUUAGCACGGAGACGGAGGACGAAGAAGACGGGAUGAGCAGCCAUGCUUCCUCGACGCAUCUCCGCCCUGCCAAACCAACCCCAGACACAGCCACCCUGACGGUCGUCAAACUGGACUGGCUGCACGCAUGCCUCCGCACAAACACCAUCCUCCCAACCGACGAGUACACAGUCUACCACGCGCGACGCAUCGAGCGUGCGUCAGCACCAUCCACCCCAACCCCGACCCUAAAGAAGCGUACGCAAACGCAACCGCAAACGCAACCGCAACCGCAAACCUCCAUCCUAGCCCGCGCCAAAGCCGACGCCUCCAUGCAGGCGCCGGCCCCUCAACCCACCCGCCCCUACCAGUCCUACCAAUCCUACCACCACCAGCGCCACCAACAAAAAGCGCACCCCCGCACGCACCCCCCUCCCACUACCCACCCCCCGAAACUCCACCGCACGACCACCUCCGAAGCCGAAGAUCUGGGUAAUCUCCCCCCACCCCCACCCUGGGUGACCGCUCCGCACAACACCUACGCGUGCCUGCGCUCCACGCCCCUGCACCCGCCCAACGAGCCCUUCCUCAACGAACUCCUCACGAUCCGCCACAUCCGGGAACUGACCCUCGACGAGAUCGGCGUGCGCGCGUACAGCACCGCCAUCGCGAGCAUCGCGGCAUACCCGUACCCGCUCCGCCGGCCCGCCGAGGUCGCCGGACUGCCCGGGUGCGACGCCAAGAUCGCGAACCUGUUCUACGAGUUCCAGCAGCUGAGCGCUAGCUCCACCCCAAGCGGGGAGAAUACCCCGCGUCCACCGGAUCCAGAUCCAGAUUCGUCUCCAGCCCAUCUCGGGCACGACACACCAGGUGCACCCCCACCCCCACCCCCAGCCCCACCCCAAGGAGGGAGACUCAGCGCCACGCACCCGCUCACCACCGACCCGACGCUGCGCACCCUGCACACCUUCUACAACAUCUGGGGCGUCGGCGCAAAGACCGCGAGGGAGUUUUACUUUACGCGGGGGUGGCGCUCGCUCGACGAUAUGAUCGAGUUCGGGUGGGACGGUCUGAGCCGCGUGCAGCAGAUCGGGGUGAAGUUCUACGAGGAAUUCCUGGAAGGGAUUCCGCGGGCGGAAGUGGAGGGGAUUGCGGGGGUGGUGCGACGGCACGCUGAUGCUGUGAUUGCGUCCCGCAAGACCCACGACCACGAUACUAGAGAAGGAGGAGGUGCCUCCCGAGAUCAUGAUCGCCCCGAAGGCGGGGUCGAGUGCAUCAUCACCGGCUCGCACCGCCGCGGCAAGCCGUUCUCUGGCGACGUGGACCUGAUCCUGACGCACCGCGACGAAUCGCUCACGAAGGAUCUGAUCGGGGACGUGCUGCGCCGCUUGGAGGGGGAGGGGUGGAUCACGCAUACGCUGGCGCUGCAUCAGGGGCACUCCGCGCGCGCGCAGGCGACGCUUCCGUACCGGGGGGAGGGGGACAGUGCGGUGCACCGGAAGAUGUUUGAUAGUUUGGACAAGGGGCUGGUUGUUUGGCGGCUUCCGCUGGGGUGUUCGUAUCCCGGCGAUACGGGGGAUGAGCUGGGGAAGGGACUGGGACAGGGGGAGGGGGAGAGGAACGGGAACCCGCACCGCCGGGUGGACAUUAUCAUCUCGCCGUGGCGGACGGUGGGGUGCGCGGUGCUGGGGUGGUCGGGGGACAAGACGUUUGAGCGGGACUUGCGGCGGUUUGUGAAGCAGGAGCGCGGGUGGAAGUUUGAUUCGAGCGGGGUGCGCGAGCGGAGGAGUGGGGGUUUGGUGGUGGAUCUGGAGGGGGCGGGGGAGACGUGGGAGGAGAGGGAGCGGUUGGUUAUGGAGGGGUUGGGCAUUGGGUUUCGACCUGCUGAGGAGAGGUGUACUCGCUAGGUAUUGCUAAUCACUGGGUAGUUGAAAGGAAGGGGGGUCUGGGGGUUCUCCCCCAGAACGCUAUAUUACUGGUCUUAGGGCUGAGGUUAUUGGGGAGUUGAAAAGACUUAAGUUUACUGGGGAGCUGAAAAAAAGGGGGGUCUGGGGGCUCUCCCCCAGAAAUGUAUGUAAUAACUUGGAGUUAGGGCUGAGGUUAUUGGGAAGCUGAAAAGAAGGAGGGUCCGGGGGUUCUCCCCCAGAAUGCUAUAUUACUGGUCUUAGGGUUGA